Messenger RNA from Xiphias gladius (swordfish), 2340 nucleotides. Its product is annotated as intermediate filament protein ON3-like. Gene Ontology annotation, biological process: intermediate filament organization; keratinization. Gene Ontology annotation, molecular function: structural constituent of skin epidermis. The transcript is spliced from 9 exons. The coding region runs from base 116 to 1531 and encodes 471 amino acids. The record is from RefSeq and is a predicted model, not a curated record. Gene Ontology annotation, cellular component: keratin filament. NCBI's taxonomy places the organism in Eukaryota, Metazoa, Chordata, Actinopteri, Istiophoriformes, Xiphiidae.
UAAAAGCAGGCAGAGUCUGCAGUCAGACACUCAGAGGGACUUGACUCUCCUUUUGAAGCCUGCUCAUCUUCAGUUUUCUUCUGCUCAAGAGCUGACAACCUUUACCGCUGCAAACAUGAUGAAGAAGGCAUACUCAGUCACAGGCUCUAGUGGCAGCACCAGGAGGUCCUUUACAGGACCAUCCAGCAGCUACUCCGUAAAAAGAACCAGCUAUAGUAGUGGUAUUGGUGGUUCUGGUUCUAGUUAUGGUUAUGGUAUGUCUAUGAUGGGUAACAGUGCUAGUGGAUCUGCUUUUGGUCUUAGUUCUGGCCAAGUAUCAGGCGGUUACAUCCCGGCACAGAUCACAUCUGUCCAAGUCAACCGGAGCCUGCUGGCCCCGCUGAACCUGGAGAUUGACCCCACCAUCCAGGCUGUCCGCACCCAGGAGAAGGAGCAGAUCAAGUCCCUCAACAACCGCUUUGCCUCCUUCAUCGACAAGGUCCGUUUCCUUGAGCAGCAGAACAAGAUGCUGGAGACCAAAUGGAGCCUCCUGCAGGACCAGACCACCACCCGCUCCAACAUCGAAGGCAUGUUCGAGGCCUACAUCGCUAACCUGCGCAGACAGCUUGAUGGGCUGGGCAAUGAGAAGAUCAAGCUGGACGGAGAGCUGAAGAACAUGCAGGGCCUGGUUGAAGACUUCAAGAGGAAGUAUGAGGAUGAAAUCAACAAACGUGCAGCUGCAGAGAACGAAUUUGUGCUUCUGAAGAAGGAUGUCGAUGCUGCCUACAUGAACAAGGUGGAGCUGGAGGCCAGGGUUGAUGCUCUUCAGGAUGAGAUCAACUUCCUCAGGGCCGUCUAUGAGGCUGAGCUUCGUGAGCUGCAGAGCCAGAUUAAGGACACCUCCGUCGUCGUGGAGAUGGACAACAGCCGUAACCUCGACAUGGAUGCCAUUGUGGCUGAAGUGCGUGCCCAGUAUGAAGACAUCGCUAACCGCAGCAAGGCUGAAGCAGAGACCUGGUACAAGCAGAAGUAUGAGGAGAUGCAGACCUCUGCCGGACAGUAUGGUGAUGACCUGCGCACAACCAAGGCUGAGAUUGCUGAGCUGAACCGCAUGAUUGCCCGUCUUCAGAAUGAGAUCGAAGCUGUCAAGGGACAGAGGACAAACCUUGAGGCUCAGAUCGCAGAGGCUGAGGAGCGUGGUGAGCUGGCAGUGAAGGAUGCCAAGCUCCGCAUCAAGGAUCUGGAGGAUGCUCUGCAAAGAGCCAAACAGGACAUGGCCCGCCAGGUGCGCGAAUACCAGGAGCUGAUGAACGUCAAACUUGCCCUGGACAUCGAAAUCGCCACCUACAGGAAACUCCUGGAAGGAGAGGAGACCAGACUGGCAACCGGAGGCUCCAGCGCAACCAUCCAUGUGCAGCAGUCCUCUGGAGGAUUCUCCAGCUCCAGCUCCAGCGGUGGAUUUGGCUUUGGUGGCGGCAGCUCAGCUGGUGGUUAUGGCGGUACUCUCACAAAGUCCACAGUCACAACAAGCAGUAGCAGGAGAGUCUAUUAAAAAGGAGAGCCGUCCCUCUUCCCUUUCAGAAACUUUUGAAAGUCAUGUAAAUCGGUGCCCUUUCAAGGGCCUAUGCAAUACUCUCAUGUUCAGCAAGCAAGCUGAAAUAUCCCAAAAAUCAGUAAUUCCUAAAAUGUCAGACCAAAAAAAAAUCAUUGGAUUGUGUUACACUGCCAACAUUUGUGAUUCAAGAAUCACUGCCUUCUUUUCUUACUCUGCAUGAUUUAACAAGAGUUUCUGAGGUAAAUAUGGCCUUAAACAGACAAGGGUCAGGUCAGUUAGCAAGGCAAAAUUUGUUUUCUUUCUGCAUCUAGUCCAAGAAACAAAGGAAAGGCAAAAAACAAGGGUUUUCAUGGAGUGUUAAAACUAAGCAAGGAAAGUAUUUGAAAAUCUGUACUCUAUCUUGUCAACUAGAUCAUUUUUAUACUGUAGUGCACUGAUAAGCUGCUCUGAAAUAAGAUCCUGGAGCGAUGAUAGGCACAAUGAUAAUACUUUUUUGUUCUUGUUCUCAGUUGAUGAUUCCUACAUUUGAGUUCUGUUAUUAGAAAACAGAGCAAGUAACUGACCAAAUCUGAUCACUAGAGAACAAAGGAAUUAGAAAUUUGUGUGACGUUACAUGUGUACAGCUAAACUUUGAACUGAUUGGUUACUGGCUUGUUCCUUUUUACUGUUCUGUCAAAUGUUUCCCUGCUUAGUUUUGCCUUUCCUUGCCUUCCACCUAAAACUAUGUUGAAACCAGAUUUAUUUUGUAAAAGCCUUCUCAGCAACAUGACUGCUGACUGUUGCAGCAUAUCAAAUCAAUCUGAAUA